AUGCAGCCUUGUAGCAGAGAAAUGCAAGGGCUUAACUCCCUCUUGAACUCUUCUCAAAUUCCUCUCCACAACAACAACAACAAUAAUAAUAAUAACCAACAGCAGAUCCAAAUGAAUCACCUCAACCACUUCGAACCCACUUCCCACGAUGAUUUCCUGAAACAAAUGCUCUCCAACCUUCCUUCUUCAUCCUGGACCCUCGACCUCAACCCUAAGCCCUUAUGGGACAUCAACCCUUCCUCCAAUUCCGACGAAACGCCACCCUCUGACGCUGAUAAUGUCGCUUUCCCAUACGACGAACAAGCAAACCUGGCCUCCAAAUUCCAAAACCACCAGAUCAGUGACAAGGCUGCGGCGGCUCUCAUGCUCCAACAGCAGCUUCUCAUGUCCAGAGAUUCAGGGCUUCUCCAGAUGCCCUUGUCGUUAGGCGGCGGAGACCUUGAGUCAAACAGAAACGGCGUCGUUGACGGGUCGUCCUUCAAAUCUCACGCUCCGGCGCAGGCCGGUGAGGGUUCCGUUCAAGGACAGAAUUUUGGUGCUUCAGUUGGCGCAACGAACCAGGCCUCGGCUGGUGGUACCCUGGGUCAGCCGAAGCAGAGGGUCAGGGCCAGGAGAGGUCAAGCCACGGACCCACACAGCAUCGCCGAGAGGUUACGGAGGGAAAGAAUCGCGGAGAGAAUGAAGGCCUUGCAGGAACUGGUUCCCAAUGCCAACAAGACUGACAAGGCCUCCAUGCUGGAUGAGAUCAUCGAUUAUGUCAAGUUCCUACAGCUCCAAGUCAAGGUUUUGAGCAUGAGCAGAUUGGGCGGUGCAGCUGGUGUCGCUCCCCUUGUUGCUGAUAUAUCCUCUGAGGGAGGCGGUGACUGUAUUCAAGCUGGGAUCCAUCCACGAAACUCGAACGGUAACCAAACGGCGGCGUCGUCCGCCAACGAGAGCCUCACCAUGACGGAGCAGCAGGUGGCCAAGCUCAUGGAGGAAGACAUGGGCUCCGCCAUGCAGUACCUGCAGGGCAAGGGUCUCUGCCUCAUGCCCAUUUCCCUCGCAAACGCCAUCUCCGGCGUCACGUGUCACGCCAGGAACCCCUUGAUCAACACCGCCAACAACAAUCCAAUCAUCACAUCCAACGGUGACGGACCGUCCUCUCCGGGCAUGUCCGUGUUGACCGUCCAGUCAGCUACUGUGGGUAACGGCGGCGUGGACAGCGUCGUCAAAGACUCCUCCUCCGUUUCGAAGUCGUGAUGACGCCGCCGUUUGGUUGGGUUGUACCCUGAAAUAGAAAGAAGAGCUGACACGCUGAUGAUGACGUGGAUUUUCUCAAGUAUAGGAAAAUAAGGUGUCACUGACACGGGUGAUUCUCACGACGUCGUAUUUACCUACACUUUAGCAGAUGCUAACUUCCAAAUUUCAUGCAUCGUUCCCUUGCUAUCUUUCUGAUUCUCUUAUAUUUUAUUUUAUUUUUUACUUUUCUCUCAAUCGGAUCUCUUUUCUUUUUCGAAUUUUUGUUACAUUUUUCCUUCUG
Messenger RNA from Gastrolobium bilobum, 1519 nucleotides. RefSeq names its product bHLH transcription factor RHL1-like. The transcript has 6 exons. Gene Ontology annotation, molecular function: RNA polymerase II cis-regulatory region sequence-specific DNA binding; protein dimerization activity; DNA-binding transcription factor activity, RNA polymerase II-specific. Gene Ontology annotation, cellular component: nucleus. NCBI's taxonomy places the organism in Eukaryota, Viridiplantae, Streptophyta, Magnoliopsida, Fabales, Fabaceae. The record is from RefSeq and is a predicted model, not a curated record. The coding region runs from base 1 to 1239 and encodes 412 amino acids. Gene Ontology annotation, biological process: regulation of transcription by RNA polymerase II.